UGGUGGCCUUUCCGAAAAUCGCUGGUGGAGUUUUACGUUGCUUAGAGACGCAUCGGAAAUAAUAAAGUAGUUUCGCUGUUUGAAUUGGCAUUGUGUAAAAUGAAAGAACACACGCAUAUAUUAGUUAAAGGAGACAGAUGUUUCCUGUUUUUUUGCGGAGUGACGUGCGGUCCACCUGGAGCUGCCCUUCCCUGAGAACAGCUGCUCUCAAAUCUCUCCCCUGAGGGAUUUUCCGCGUUCUCCAGCGACACAAACGCCUCCCUACAUGGACCGGAAAAAAACCAAAACUUUUUCAUCCUCACCAAACAACGUCUGUUGGCUUCCCAUUUAGUAAACUUUUUUUUAAAAAGCAACAGCCAUGGGAGAAAUGACAGCACCAAAGAGCUUCUCGGAAGUUAUAAGUCAGAUAUUACAAGAGGCGCCAGCUGCCAGGAAAGAUCUGGUUGAUAACCACAGCAACCUUCUCCGAGUGGCAGAAUACUGCGAGAACAACUACCUCCAGGCGGAUGAUCCGACCAAAGCUGUGGAGGAGACCAAGGCUCUGACCACCCAGGCUUUAGCCAGUGUCGCCUACCAGAUCAACAGCGUGGCCAGCACCGUGCUCAGGCUGCUGGACUCCCAGGCCAUGCAGAUCAAAGACAUGGAGUCUUCCGUCAACCUGCUGUCACUGGCUGCUGCGAUCCACUUUGAGAAAGUGGUAAGGAGUGAGAUUGGUGCCUUGACCACACCCAAAGACAAGACCCGAUCCAAACCCAUGGCCCCGCCCCCUUCAGGCAUCGAGCAGGAGAUGGGUUACCUGAGAACUCCGAUAUCAUACACCAAUUUGGACACCGUUGGACACUAUUUCCAGGUCAAAGAGCAGCAGGCCAUCAAGAACACACAGAUGGAGCAAGCUGAAGAACACUCGGUGUCGGCCUACGGCAUCGCCGUACCUUUACCCUCUGUACCCACUAAGCCCACAGUGAACAGCCUGCCUCCCCCUCCUCCACCUGCUGCUGCCACAAACCUGCCUUCUCCUCCUUCCUCAAUGGACACUGACCUCCCUCCUCCAUCCUCCUUUCCAUCGCCCUUCAAUCUCCCCCCAUCACCUCCUCCACCGGCCAUCGGCAUGUCGGACAACAGCUUACUGCCACCCCCUCCACCUUCUGCUGGCAACAGCACCGGUCUACCUCCUCCUCCUCCACCUCCUCCUCCUCCUGCACCUCCAGCCAGUGGUGUACCACCACCACCCCCUCCACCUUCUGCUGGCAACAGCACCGGUCUACCUCCUCUUCCUCCUCCUCCUCCUCCUCCUCCUCCAGCCAGUGGUGUACCACCACCACCCCCUCCACCUCCUGCUAGCAGCAGCACCAGUCUACCACCACCCCCUCCCCCACCACCUCUCUUCUAGAUGGUAGAUUGUGUCACUCAGGGUUUUGCUAACUUUGAAGCAGAACUAAAGCAAAGUGUUUGUGUGUGUGUGUGUGUGUGUGUGUGUGUGUGUGUGUGUGUGUGUGUGUGUGUGUGUGUGUGUGCAGGUGUUUGAACCCUGAGCUGUUUCAUCUGUGAUUAAUACCAAAGCGCUAGCCCGAAGUGACAUUUUCUGGUUUAGAAAAUCCCUCCUUCAGCAUUCUGUGCGUACAGAAGGUGAGCGGCGGGGAUCGAGCCAGCGUGUCCCGACAGCGCCUCCACCGCAUUCCUUCAAAACAAGCUGAAACAGGGAUUCCUGACUUCCUGUCAUCAGCUCUUCCAUCACUUUUUCCUCUUUCCCAUAACGUCCGUGCCUCAUCAUAAUGAGGGUUACUUCAAACUGCAGCGGUCUGCGGCUCAGCCCCGGCAGCGGUCACUUUCCUGUCUGGUCAACGUGAUUCUAAGUCUCUAACACUGGCAGCUUUGACCUCAGUGUGCUCUGCGUCUUUAAACAGGCCACUGAGGGUGUGAGCCGUCUGCUGCAAGUCAUAUUUAAAACCUCUAUAAUUAAGUGUAUUUACUGUACCUGACAGCGUCAGUUACACAGUACUGAACAAAUAAAGAUCUAGAUGCAGAAAAAUAUGAAGGGGAACUUUUAAAGUCUGUUGGUUUGAAGUUAAAUUGAUUUAAUCUGUGAGAAAAUGGAUUAAAUUCAGCCGCUUAGAGAAAAUUUGGGUUUUUUUACGUUUCAGAUUUGAGGGGUUUUUUAGAAUUUUUUUUUUUUAGAACAAUACUUUUGUUCAGUAAUUUUAGGAUAUUUUGCUAUGUUACUGCCAUAAAAAUCCAUGUGCAGUGUUAUGUGUAAACUGAAUGAAAAUGAAUAUGUUUUAAAACCAUUUUUGCAGACAGAAAUCAGCUGAGUGGGUCAGUCUGUCUCCAGGUUUGUCUCUACCAGAUUUGCACGACGACAAACUGAACAGUUUGCCGACUCUUAUAAAAUGGCUGAAAUGAUUUAAACAGAUUUUAUGAAGAGUGUCUGCAAAAGAGCAAGCUUCUAUAUUUUAAUGCAGCUUCUCAAUUUCAUUUAGCGCUGGCCUUUGACUGGACCAUUGUAAAAAUAUGUUGGGGCUCUUCUACUGAUGGAAGUUGAACUCGGUCUCUGCAGGUUUUCUUCCAGAACUUUCUUCGAUCUAACUUCAUUUAUCUCAUCUCUGCCCAGCUGCCCUGUUCAGGCUGGAGAAACCGAUUCCCUCAGCAUGACACUACCAGAACUCUUUCUCAAGAAAAAAAUUAAUUUGUUUAGGUGAUCAAAAAGUGAAAAAGAAAUAUGCAUAAAUUAUCUCAAGUUCAGGUUAUUUGUUUUUAGAGCCUUUACAUCAGAAUUAUGCUUAUCUGAGUGGAGCGUAGUUAAAGUUUCUCACUCCAUCAGGCUGAUACAUUCUCUCUCUACUUGCUGAUUCCUCUAGACAUCAUGUGUUUUAAUAUGUCCAGAUGUGUUGACAGUUUUGUUUAUCCCAGAACAAACUUCUGUGUAUUUUAUAAAGAUUUUAUGUGACAAUGCAAAGAACUGACUUUGUUUUGUAAAGUCCUACUUUAUGUUUUGAAAACUUUUUACCAAUAAUAAAAAAAAAAAAAAUUUAAAUCCGAAGUGAAUUUGAAUUUAUCUUCUGUUGUUCUAAUACACCCAAAUGAAACCCAGUGAAACCAGUUGAAUGAAUUGACAGUAACUGGAGGAGCUGCUGACGCUCCACUGAUCUGGACAUCAUGGAGGAACGGAGAGAGAAAAGUCGCUGCUUUCAGCAGACUGAGAUGUUAAGGAAGACUCUCUGAGGAGUCCAAAAUGAAACCAAGCUGGGAAAUCUGAACACACGACACAGUGAGGCACGGUGGUGGCAGCAUCAUGGUGGAACUUCACUGAGCUGGAGCAAAGAAGAAAGGCCAAAAAAAAUCACUCUGGAUGUGAAGUUUUUCUUAGAUUAUGAACAGCUGAGUUGUUUAUAUUAUUCUGAUGCUCAUUGGU
Messenger RNA from Gambusia affinis (western mosquitofish), 3409 nucleotides. It is a transcript of the gene abi3b, whose product is annotated as ABI family, member 3b. Bases 359 to 1390 code for a protein of 343 amino acids. Gene Ontology annotation, molecular function: SH3 domain binding. The transcript is spliced from 5 exons. Gene Ontology annotation, cellular component: lamellipodium. The record is from RefSeq and is a predicted model, not a curated record. NCBI's taxonomy places the organism in Eukaryota, Metazoa, Chordata, Actinopteri, Cyprinodontiformes, Poeciliidae.